Molecule: messenger RNA, 5208 nt
Organism: Labrus mixtus (cuckoo wrasse)
Lineage: Eukaryota; Metazoa; Chordata; Actinopteri; Labriformes; Labridae
Gene: tsc1b
Product: TSC complex subunit 1b
Exons: 22
Coding region: 394-4272 (1292 amino acids)
Biological process (GO): negative regulation of cell population proliferation; negative regulation of TOR signaling; regulation of cell cycle
Cellular component (GO): TSC1-TSC2 complex
Source: RefSeq, a predicted model, not a curated record
CCUUCCACCAAUGGGGAGAUGAGAAAAAAAACAAUCUUAGCUCUGCAGAAGAGGAAAGAAUUGGUUUGCGCAUAGAUACAAUUACUACUUCCGUGUUUUUUAGAGGUGAUUUAACGGAGUAACUACUAGAUGCUGUUACCGUGACUGAGUUGUAAAAGUUGCGGCAGCGACUCACCGGGCGCUAACUUGUGGGAUUAUUUUGCAUGCAGCCCGACAGCGGAGGCUGACUGCGGUGGGAUGGGCUGUGAGGUGUUCAAGAUGGCGGCGCCCUGUGGAGUGCAGCUACUCUAACAGAGGUGCCUGGAGACUGUGUUGGUGGGUGGCCCCAGGAGUCCUCCAGGCAGGCAGGGACGGACACCAUAAGAGGACACCACCGCCAGCACUGCCGCCACCAUGGCCAGGGAGCAGCCCAAUGUGGGGGACCUCCUCCCACUCCUGGAGACCUCCGACCUCCACCAGCUCGAAGAGAUCAGAGGCCUCAUCAACGAGCAGCUCAGCACCGAGCGAGGGUCCAUGCUGCUGAACGGGCUGGUGGACUACUUUUUGGAAACAAACUCUGCACAGGCCAUGCAUAUCCUCUCCUCAGCCAGAGAACCACACGAUAAGCACCUUCUGGACAAGAUGAACGAGUGUAUGACCAAACAGGCCUGCCGGCUGCCCACCCUCACCCUGCUCGGCCACGUCAUCCGCAAGCAGCCGUCCUGGAUCCACAAGAUCGCCCGAUACCCUCUGCUCCUCUCGCUGCUCAAAUGCCUGAAGACGGAUACAGAUGUUGUGGUGCUGAUUACCGGAGUGCUGGUGCUGAUCACUCUGUUACCCAUGAUCCCUCAAGCUGGGAAACAACACCUGUGGGAGUAUUUUGACAUCUUCGGCCGCCUGGCGUCUUGGAACCUGAAGAAUCCUGGGCAUGUUUCAGAGGUUUACUUGAUCCACCUCCACGCCAGCGUCUACUCUCUCUUCCACCGUCUCUACGGCAUGUACCCGUGCAACUUUGUGUCCUACCUGCGCUCCCAUUACAGCAUGAAGGAGAACAUGGAAACCUUUGAGGAGGUAGUGAAGCCCAUGCUUGAACACGUGCGUAUUCACCCAGAACUGGUGACGGGAACGAAGGACCACGAGCUUGACCCCACCAGGUGGAAGAAGUAUGAAAUCCAUGAUAUCGUCAUCGAAUGUGCCAAAGUGUCUCUAGACCCCAAGGAGGCCUCCUGUGAGGAGGGCUACGCCACCAUGCCUGAGAACUUUUACCCCCAAAUCCACCUGCGACCACAGGACUGCACUUCCAGCCCGUACACAGACCUCCACAGCAGCUACGGUCAGAACACUUCACACUCUUCUUCGACCCCGUUCUCGACUCCGAGGCAGCCACUUCCCCCGCCACUGUCCUUGCCCCCCUUCUCAGGGACACAGUCCUCCCACCGCAGCCCACAGACCUCCAGACGGCAGAACUCCACCUGUGAACUCAACUCUUCCUGUGGGGGGAAGGACCCUCUGUGGAGCCCCUCCUCAUUGUGUGGCAUGGCCACGCCCCCUUCCUCCAGGGGCAUGUCGCCCAAUUUGGAGCUGUCCCACAGUGCCUCACACCUUCCCAGCCGCUUCCACUGCACAUCAGGAGGGAAAGGAACCCCCGCCUCCAGCACUCCAGCCACCUCCUCCCCACCUCCCACCCUGUCAGACGACUUCCCCAUCAUCUCCCUACCAGCCAACACAGUCCAGUCCAGUCCACCAAGAAAGGACCGCCGACAUGGAGAAAGCAACAAACCUGCCCUGGUGAGACAGGAGCCUGUGAAAGAUUCAGAGAGGAGUGCAGAGGCAGUUACAAACAGAGACACAGGAGCUGCCGAGAACAUCUCCAUGACUCUGACCGAGCUGUCGGUCUUUAUGAAGAAACAGGAGCUGGAGCUUCAGCUGAGAACAGAGAAAGAGAGGGAGGAGGCUGCCAUCACAGAGGAGCUGCUGAAGAUCACUGAGGAUAAGCAGGAGCUGUCGGGCCUGAGGGGGUUUGACUCCCCUUUCUAUCACACCACGGAGACGCUGACCGGCUGUCAGGCACAAGACAAGACCCUCUCCAACCACCAGUCCGGAGGCCCCGUUCAUAACACCCACCAUGUGGAAGCGACCCCUGACAAAGCUGAGAGCACUGCGAAUACCAGCGGUAUGGGGAGUGAAAGAGGAGGAGGAGGAGGAACAGGGGGGGACAGCAGGAGCUCAGCCCUCGGUCUUGAACAGUCCUGGUCCUUUCAGUCAUGUUUCACCCCCAUCGAUCACCACCUGCACCGGAGCCCCUCCGCCCCGGAAGACGACCUGGGAAAGUUUGGGAUGUUCUCCCCGAGCCCGUGCAGCAAGACCCCGGCCCCGGUGCCAUACGAGUCCUUCUUUGACCUGGCUCUCCCGAGGGCCGCCUCGCUCUUUGUGGGCCAGAAGACGUCGGAGGCGGUGCACAAGGCGGCGAUGGAGAGGUUGUCGCAGUGGGAGGAAGGGCUUGAGGACGGGGAGGAGGAAGGAGUGGUGUCUGCUUCGCCACUGGAGGUGCUGGAUCGCCUUGUUCAGCAGGGGAGCGACCACCAUGAUAAAGUGCUCAAGAGAUUACCUUUGCCAAGUAAGUCAGCUGACUGGACGCACUUUGGAGGCUCGGCUCCGCUGGACGAGCUUCACACGCUGCGCAGCCAGCUGCUCCUGCUGCACAACCAGCUGCUGUACGAGCGCUACAAGAGGGAGCAGCACGCCGUCCGCAACCGACGCCUCCUCCGACGCAUCAUCAACGCCACUGCACUGGAGGAGCAGAAUAACGCCAUGAAGGAUCAGCUGAACCUGCAGAGUGUGGACAUCGUAUCUCUGAGGGAGAGUCUGCAGGUGGAGCAGCAGCGGUACAGGCAGCUGUGGGAUGACCGGGAGACGGUGGUGACCAGGCUGCACAGUCAGAUCAGACAGCUGCAGCAGGGGCGAGACGACUACUACACCAAGAACCAGGAGCUCCAGAGUAAGCUGCAGGAGUGUCAGAAAAAGAUGGAUGAACUGGAGGCGGAGCUUCAGAGGGCCAACAACAAAGUCUGCCACACCGGUCACCUUCUCAACCAGAUGACCAUAAAGCUGAGCAACAGCGAGAGCACCCAGCAGCAGAUGAGCUUCCUGAACAAGCAGCUGCUGCUCCUCGGGGAGGCUCAUAAGCUGUCCAUGCAGGAGUUACACCACGCAGGCGCCGAUAAUACAAAGGAGGCCCAGAUGCUGAAAGUUUCUUACGGGAAAGAAGUGGAGACGCUGAGGCAGAGCCUGCUGGUGCAGGGUCAGAAACUGGAGGCAUCGCAGCAGAGAGUAGCCGAGCUGGAAACACACCUCACCAAGAAAGAACACCUCAUCGUGGAGCAGAAGAAGUUCCUUGAGGAUGUCAAAUGUCAAGCAAGGUCCGAGCUGCAGGCCUCAGACAGCAGGUAUCAGGCUCAGAGGAGAAUCUCUCAGCUGCUGCAGACUGAACUCCUGCAGCUCUACAGCAGAGUGGAGAUGGAGGCUCCAGCCGGCACGCUCUGCAGUUCACCACCAGGGGGCAGAGCUAACCAACACAGUAGUGCUGACUGCAGUGUCAUGGGGCCAGAUGGACCAAGUAAACCUAACACCAACGAGGAGGCGGACAGUAGACAACCACACAACUCCCCUCGAGGCAACGGCAGCACUUUAUCGCCAGGGCAACCGAAGGCGAGUAACUCUUCCAAGACAACAGCUAACUCCAUCAACGGCAGCCAGGACUUGGCCCCGCCCCUGCUGGUGGAGCCCUCCCCAUCCUGUCCCCACGGCAACUCGCUCACACCACAGCACCACUCUGAAGCCCCGCUCACCGUUGGUUCCUACCCCAGCGCCAAGAGCUUCCUGGGCAUGAGGGCGCGGGAGCUGUUCCGUAACAAGAGCGAGAGCCAGUGUGAUGAAGAGCAAGAGCAACCGCCACCGCGCCUGGCCGGCCUUGCACACGGCCUGAAAACUGAGCUCUGUGUGGAGCCGCCCUGCCCAGGUAUUAUCGCCCCUGUCAGCCCUGUACCUUCCCCCAUCCCCAAUCCACCCCCUCUUCAAGCUCCUGCACCUACUCCUACCCCAGCAACCCCUCUCACUGUGCCCACCAAGGAGCCCCCGUCUGAGCCUAAGCAGCGGGCCUCCAGCCAGGAAAGCCCCAGAAGAAAAACAGGGGCGGGACCAGGUGUAGGGCGGGGUCACGCAGGGUCAGGUCGUCCCAGGCAACAGCAGCUAAAGAUCAUGGACUAUAAUGAAACACAUCACGAGCACAGUUAGAGACACAGAACUGAGCUGGGAUGCAGGACUGAGACUGAGAGACUGAAGUUUAACGAUGGAGAAGAGCUACAAAUCAGAAAGAGUAACAUGUCAGCAACUCUUUGGAUUCAGUGUUAUAUGUUCCAUUCCUCUGAGUGGACAACAGGAUUUCCCCCUAGUGUUGCUCGUUAUUUUUUUUAAAUACUUAUUCAUUCCCCUGAAGAAUUGCAACAAGGUUAGAGGGAAACAAAUAGGAUGUUUUGUUACCAGUGAAUAUGCUAAACUCAUACAUGUGGUUAUGACUCAAAGAUAAGCUGACAGGAUGAGAUUGAAGUUUUCAAUCACUUACACGGGACACUGUGAAUCUGACGUUUAAAGGGCCACUUCCACUGAAAAUGUACAUUUCACUGCCAGCUGAGUUUAGCUGUAAUUUGCCCAGAUUUUGAAAAAUGCCUCUGAGAUUCAGUUUGCAGCCUUGAGAUACUACUUAUUUAAAACUGGACAUCAAGUUGUCCUCCAAAAGUGUAUCAGGUUUGUUUAAAUGUUUUGAGGUCAUUUGAGGUCAAAACCACCAGAGCCGAGUGACACAAGGAAAUUUCUUUUUUUUCUUAUUAUUUCAGUGAAAUGGCCCUUUGAAAAUGGUAGUUUUUUUUUUUUUUGUUGUUUUUUCACUUUUAAUCAGAACAGACGAAUAAAUCCACCAAAAAAGCAAGAUAAGUUACUGUCGUCACAGCCAAGUGUUGGGCAUGCUUAACGAUUGAAUGUGGACUGAAAUAUGUUUGUGAUAUCGGAGUACAUGUUGAGCGAGUGUUACAUUGAAGCAGUGGAAGUGAUUAGUACGUAGAGACGUUUCUUCUGGGAAAACGUUAGAAGUUGACAUUUGACUUUUUUGUCCAAAAUAAGUCAGGAGGAGAAUAAAAUGUGUGAAUGUGUAUGUGGGACUGACUCAGUGAUGCA